AUGGCAAAGAAAAAAGUUAUUUCUGUGACUCAAGAGGAUUGGUAUAUUGAAGCUACUGAGUAUGAGGAACAGGCAGAACGUUGGAUUCUUUCGGAUAUUAAAAAGACUUUAAGAUUUUACCUGCAAGCGCUUGAAUGUUAUGAAAGGGCUCUACAGGCUCCUGAAGGGUCCUCUACCGGUAGUUAUAAUAUUUUAUACAACGAGACUAGGCUUUUCUUACAGGUUUAUACUGAAUAUGUGGCCAACAACGGAUACAUCAACGUUUUACAGUACAUCAAACUUGAUGAUUUACCAGGAAUUUCCAAUUUGAUCCUCAGUUUACCGGAAAUUGUCCAGAGAUUCCAAGCGGUUCAACAACGUUUCCAACAAGAAACCACUUGGGAUUUCCAUUUCAAUAUGCUAACCUGUUACUUGAGUCUUUUGGAAUCAGCAGAUACCUACAACUUAGUGGGUGAGGACGUUAUACAAUUGACGACUAAAUACCUAGAAUUGACCCAAUCCUUGGUACAAACCGUUAUGCAAAAAUUACAAUUUACAUCUGAUCAACCUAACAAUGACCAGUUACCGGGAUCUGCACCAAGAGAAGAGGUACCACCAAACAAGAGAGAUGGCAGCGGUGUAGUGACCCAGACUAAUGACGAUGAUGACGCUGACGGUUCUCAAAGGGUGGAAGUAGCAGAUCAAGUUAAUUACGAGACGAUCGCGGAGAUUUUAAGUAAUGGGUUUAAAUGCGUCCAAACACUGGUAGAAAUUUGUGUAGAUUCUCGCCAGGGUGAAAGCCGUUUGAAUCCGGUUCAAGUUAAUUUCCUUGAAGAUGUCUCAUCAAAAUUUUGGCACCAGCUGACUGAUAUUCGUUCAAGUGUGGAUUCGCUGGGUUUAGAUCUAUCACAGGCUGACAUUUCCGGCAUGGUUAUUGAUGCGUUGAAGCUAAUCAAUGAUGGAGUUCCUGCCCUUGAGCAAUACAUCCUAUCUGUGUCACCAAGAACAUCUGAAGUGUUACUAGCACAAGUAGAUCUUUUACAAUUUGUCGUUGGAUGUCUUGAUCCAACAGCUGAUGCUACAUUGCAGUGGUCACUAUGCACCUUGCUCAACAAAGUGUUAGAAGAAGCCCGCAGACAAUUUACACAUUUGAGAAGUAAGGUUUCAUUGAACCCUACUGGAGAUGAACUCAGUAGAAUUACUUUCCACCUGUGUGAUAUCUACAUAGACUCCUCCGAUAACGAACUAACUAGAUAUUGGAUCAGAAGGAGCUCAAACAACAAUGGCAACAACAAUAACGGCGAUGCUGAUGACAAGACUUGUCAAAUACUUUUAAAGAAUGCAAAGACCAUGUUAAUCAAUGCUACACGCAUUGCAGAAAGACCAUGCGGCUUGCAAGAAAACGUAGUGGAUAAAUUGAAGCGUAACUACGUGUUCACACAGGCAAGAAACAGACUCCGUGCCUUAGAGAGUGGGAAUAUCCCCGUGGAUCAGAUCCAAGAUCAGGACCAAGAUAUUCAAAAUCAUCCGUUUUACAGGAACCUGAUUCUUUCUACGGGAAACUAG
Messenger RNA from Zygosaccharomyces rouxii, 1545 nucleotides. RefSeq lists its product as uncharacterized. The record is from RefSeq and is a predicted model, not a curated record. The coding region runs from base 1 to 1545 and encodes 514 amino acids. NCBI's taxonomy places the organism in Eukaryota, Fungi, Ascomycota, Saccharomycetes, Saccharomycetales, Saccharomycetaceae. The transcript has a single exon.